Molecule: messenger RNA, 2121 nt
Organism: Adineta steineri
Lineage: Eukaryota; Metazoa; Rotifera; Eurotatoria; Adinetida; Adinetidae
Source: the annotation of a GenBank genome assembly
AUGUGCACUCAAUCAGACCAAUGUAUCAGGUUUCUCAACAAACUCAAGGACGAAGAAAGUUUCGCCAUUAUAUCGGGAUCACUUGGUCAACAUUUAGUCCCUAAAAUCCAUGGUGUGUCAAAAUUAGAUGGCAUUUAUAUAUUUUGUGACGAUGUAUCUUACCACCAACAAUGGACUAAGGAUUGGAACAAAAUUAAGAGUGUUCAUAAUAAUAUCAAGGAUAUUUGUGAUUCAUUAAAAGCAAGUAUCAAACAAGUCAAUCAGGAUUCAAUUCCUAUAAGCUUUGUCACAACGAAUGAAGCGAUGUCCAUUAAAAACCUGAAUCAACUGGAUCUAAAUUACAUAUACAUAAAAAUAUUCAAGGAUAUUCUCCUUAAAAGGGAACAUUAUCAAGAACAAGCCAUUGAGAUCUUAGCUGUGUAUUGCUGCAAUCUUUAUUCGGGCAACAUCGAUGAAUUAAAUGUUAUUGAUGAAUUUAAAAGUGAUUAUGAUCCGAAACAUGCAAUCUGGUGGUAUACACGUGAGUGUUUUAUCUAUCAAAUGCUCAAUCGAGCCCUUCGAACAUUGGAUGUCGACAUCAUUGUUAGAAUAGGAUUUUUUAUACAUGAUCUUCAUCAACAAAUUGAUCAGUUAUAUAAGCAACAACUUCCAAAUUAUCGUGGUAAUACUUUUAUAGUUUAUCGAGGACAAGGUUUGUUGAAAAGUGAUUUCGAUAAACUCAAAAAAACAAAAGGUGGUUUCCUGUCUUUUAACAAUUUUUUAUCUACCAGUAUGAACAAAGAUGUUUCCCUCGAUUUUGCCGAACGUAGAUCACCAAAAGCGGAUAUGGUGGGAAUACUUUUUAUAAUGACUAUUGUUCCUCGUAACUCAUCAACACCAUUUGCCUCUAUUAAGGAGGUUAGUUAUUACGAAGUAGAAGAUGAAAUUCUGUUCUCCAUGCACACCGUAUUUCGAAUAGGUGCAAUUAAACAAAUGGACAAUAAUGAUCAACUCUAUGAAGUUGAACUUGAACUGAUUGCUGAUAAACAACUUUGCCGACUUACUCAAUGUGUAAGCCACCAGGUUGGAGGUGGGACAGUUUGGGAACGAUUGGGAAACUUAUUAUGCAAAACAGGCCAUCUCGAUAAGGCUGAAGAACUAUAUAAAGCAGUACUUCAACAACCAUUGAACGAGAGUUACAAAGCAAUCUAUUAUAACGAUAUUGGAUAUGUCAAAGAUAUGCAAGGUGAUUAUGAACAAGGUAUGAAAUAUUACGAACAAGCAUCUGAAAUCAACGGAAUAGCUCUUCCUGAAAAUUAUCCUUCGCUGGCUAAUUUCUACAAAGCCAUGGGUAUGGUGUAUAAUGGGGCAGGAGAUCACACGGAAGCACUUUCAUAUUACGAAAAAGCACUUGAAAUUGAAGAAAAAACUUUUCCUGUAAAUCAUCCUUCGUUGACUAUUUCUUACAAUAACAUUGGUUUGGUGUAUAAUGAGCUAGGAGAAUAUACGAAAGCACUUCUAUUUUACGAAAAAACACUUCGAAUCUGGGAAAAAACUCUUCCUGCAGAUCAUCCUUCAUUGGCUAUUCUUUACAACAACAUUGGUUUGAUGUAUAAUGAGCUAGGAGAAUAUACGACAGCACUUCGAUUUUACGAAAAAGCACUUGGAAUUAGGGAAAAAACUCUUCCUGCAGAUCAUCCUGAUUUGGCUACCUCCUACAACGACAUCGGUGGUGUAUAUGAUAGCAUGAGAGAGUACUCAAAAGCACUUACAUAUCACGAAAAAGCCCUCAGAAUCUGUGAAAAAUAUCUUCCUGCAAAUCAUCCUUUAUUGGCUACGUUCUAUAACAAUCUCGGUAGGUUAUAUUAUAACACAAAAGAAUAUUCGACAGCACUUUCAUUUUACGAGAAAACACGUGAAAUCUUUGAAAGAAUUCUUCCUGCAAAUCAUCCUGACUUGGUUACUUCCUACAACAAGAUUGGCAGUCUGCAUUAUACCACGAAAGAAUAUUCGAAAGCACUCUUUUAUUUUGAACGUGUUUUGGAGAUUAAACAAUGCUCAUUGUCUGCUAAUCAUCCUGGUAUACAAGAUGCGAACGAGAAUAUUGCUAUUAUAAAAAUGAUAAUUUUUUCUUCUGAAUAA